UCAAAUCAAUUUAAAUUUGUUGUAUUCGUUAAACGGCUGAUUGAAGAAGACAUAAAUUUGUAUUAAUUUAUUUAUUCAAGGAUUUGAUAAGAAAAGAUAUUUGAAAUGAGUUCACACACAGAAAAUGAGAAGGAGGAAGAAUGACCAAAGUGUCCAGAGCCAUUUACCGCACCUGGAAAGUGUACGGAUGAAGUACGUUAAGUUUUCGAUGAUCAACAAGAACUGUAUGUGUCACAAAACCUACUAGUGCUGUCUUUGCCAGCGUUUGAGGCCAUGUUCAAGAAUGAUUUCAAAGAAAAGCAGCAAUCAGCUGUCUUGUUGAAAGAGAAGAACUACACAGACUUUCAUGAAUUUUUGAUGUGUAUUCAUCCUGGGACAUUAAAGCCAGUUACAGAAUCCAAUGUUCUGCUCAUUGUACCUAUAGCGGAAGAAUAUCAAGUUGACUCUAUCAUUCAAAGUUGUAGAUCGUUUAUGAAAAAAUGGCUUGACAAAGAAUAUGUAUCUGCUAAAAGGAAUGGUGAUCAUUAUUUUCAUUUCGUAGUGCCAACGCGACACUGUUUAAGUAUUCUUACGACGUCUUUGGCACUGAAUUACAAAUCACUUGUAGACAACGCUGUGGACAUGCUCGCCAAACUAUCACAUAGAAUAUAUUAUGGCUCACAUGUACCUGAUACUCUCGACUUCCGCUAUCUUUCACGUACACUAAACCUAAACGGAAAAGAGACCAAUGUCCGUGAAACAAUUGAUGAAUGUAAAACAAUAUUCCAGACCCUUCCUGCUGAGCUUAGAUGUACAAUAUUAAGCAAAAGACUGGCACUUGAUAGAGACAAUGUCGCCAAGUAGCCGCGUGAUAAAAGUGACGCGCAAGAAAAAAACAACUUCACAUGACACGAUGCUAUUUAAUAGGUUUUAUUUUGAUUCAGAGAAGACAGCUUUUACUUGAUUAAAUUAAAUGUCAGUAUGAUUUCAUUUACAUGAUUUUAGGACAAAAUGUUCAAAUAGAAUCAUAACAUGUAUCUUUAUGACUUUACAUUAUUAUCAUUAUCAUUCUGAUUAUUUUUGUGUUUUGUUAAAAGUGUAUUUUUUUUAAUUGCAAAAUAAAUGA
Molecule: messenger RNA, 1105 nt
Organism: Ruditapes philippinarum (Manila clam)
Lineage: Eukaryota; Metazoa; Mollusca; Bivalvia; Venerida; Veneridae
Exons: 2
Coding region: 274-843 (189 amino acids)
Molecular function (GO): protein binding
Source: RefSeq, a predicted model, not a curated record